AUGAGACUGCCACGACACGAGCGACUUCUGGUACAGGCCGAGGUGCGAAGUGCUGAGCGUACGGCACCCAGCAACGGAGUCAGCCUCCUCCUCGCCCUCGGGCCAUUCGGCCCUCUUCGUUUCAACCUCAGCCUCGCUACCAACACCACCGCCACCGUUCGACUCACCCGCUUGACUCCGACCAAUCUGACCGACCUCGAACCGGCAGAAUCGGUUGACAUGGUGUCGUCUGCUGAUGACCAUUUCGCUCUCAUAUUUCCCACUGACACCAACACUGAGCUCGACACCAGCGUUGAAGUGAUGAUUGAGUUUGAGCGACCGACCGAGCCGGUUGGCGUCCAGUUUUGUCAUGUCUGCAUCGUCCGGGCGACCUCGAGCCUCGACUGUCCGGUCGACCUGCAGGCGAGUCGAAGUGUCGAGGUGGGAUCCACAACAGACCGCUGCCUCGUCCGACCGACGAUCGUCAAUGCCAACGCCAGCGUCGACGUCAAAGAUCGUCAGUUGGUGCGACAUCUCUUUGUCUACUUUGGCUAUCCCAAUCGGCGCCGGAAACUGCAUCUCUUCGUCUAUCGGCCGAGCCGAGCCAAUCUUAGGCCAGUUGUCAAGGGCCUGAUCGGCCUAUUCACGCAGCCCCACAAACCAAUCGUCUGUUCGACUCGACCCCUCGGCGUCCGAGGCUCGCUCCACCAGUUCGGACAUCAACCCCAGCCUGAACAUGUCGUCUGGCAGAUGCGCUCAUCACGACUCACUGCCGGUCGGAUCACCACCCCGUCACGCCUUCUCGAUCCCGCCACUCUAGUCUCGACCGAGGCUAAGACGGGACUCGAGCCCGGGUCUGCGAGCCAGGACGUCGUGUUCCACUUCGCGCCACAGGCCGAUCAACAAGACUGGCGACCUGUCGCUUGGCCCAGUUGGGUUUGUCUCGUCUGUCAACUCGUCUACAGCCCGACAAGUCGAGUCGCCAGUCCUGAGGUCUGCGUCAACUGGACGCAAAGUCUGCACAUCCGACAACGUCCCUCCAACUUUCCGACCCCCCAACUCCGCCUCCAACCCGAUCAUAAGCAUAAAUUUGCUCAUUUCGCCCAAUUGGCCCAAGUCGACCGGUUGGUGCAUCAUUUGUUGACGGGCACCAUACACACGUUCGUCUGCCGCCUGCCCGUAACUCUCGAGGCUGAUCGGUCGACUUCAAUCUCUUUUCACUUUUGGCCCAACACCAACACCAACACCAGCGUUAACAUCGACGCCGACGCCAAUGCCAACGUCGAUAUCACGUGGGUCGGAGACUCGAGACUGACGCGUCGUGACAACGCCUCGCAUCUGGUCGCUGAGCUCACUACCAGCCUGCCGCCGACAGUCGGUGGACAACUAGUCUGCUCCACGCCCGAUGCCAUCUCUGAUCGUCUCCAUCUGGUUCCGGUUGCUAUGCAGCCAAUCCGGCUAAAAAGCCUCGGCCAGGCCACACCGAUUCAGAUCGAGCCCGACCCACAGACAGCCACGGCCACGGAAACGGCAACGGCGACCUACAUCUGCCAGGCUGACGGUUGGCCGCCGGCAACUGUCGUCUGGCGAGUCAUGGCAUCGCCGGAGGCUGGGCUCCGCCAAGACGGGCUAAUCAUGGAAACAUGUGAAUGGCGUAACGACCAGCCAACAUUGAGGUUGGAGACGGCGGGUCAAAGACAAGCGACCAAUUGCAGCCUAUCGCCAUGGCAACUGAACAGCUUUCUUGAGGGUUGGCGACGUGAAAGGAUGGAGGCGGAAGAUGAUACGUCGAAAAAAGCGCAAAUGAUGAUCAGAUGUACGGCGGAGAACGGGUUCACUAGGGCCGAGCUCGACUUCUCCGUGUUGCCGACGGCCUGGCAACCGGUCGGCUUGGAGACGUCCGGAUUACGGCCAACGGUAAUCUGGUUGAUUCCUGGUCUGUUGGUGCUGGCGUUCGGUCUGGUCGUCGGAGCUGCCACGAUGCUGGGCGGCCUGCGUCGGGAGGUGGACCGGAUCGGACUGCAUCAGGUGGCCAACUCGCUCUACCUUAAGCAUCCUGGCACGACCGGCUGGGAGAAGAAGACUUGGGGCAGUCUGCCUCUCGCCCCCCGACCCCUGGGACCCCUGGGAGCCCCGGCAACAUCGACGUCCUCUGGCGUCCCGAGGCUGCUGGGCAGUGCUGGCUCAGAGGCGGGUCGCCUUGGCGCCACUGAAGCCUUGCCGACCAUGUGGACGCGAUUUCAAGGUGUUGCGGAGCUCAACGCCAAUCAACGCAAUCAACGUGAUCGGUCAGUCAGUCAGAACAAGAAGUUGGGCAAUUCGCCCUUUUUCGCCACACACACACACACACACCCUCGAAAGGCAAAUUGA
Protopolystoma xenopodis is the source of this 2349-nucleotide messenger RNA. Lineage: Eukaryota; Metazoa; Platyhelminthes; Monogenea; Polystomatidea; Polystomatidae. The record is from the annotation of a GenBank genome assembly.